This is a messenger RNA of Triticum dicoccoides, 1398 nucleotides long. Its product is annotated as protein BTR1-like. The coding region runs from base 93 to 1253 and encodes 386 amino acids. The transcript is spliced from 8 exons. Lineage: Eukaryota; Viridiplantae; Streptophyta; Magnoliopsida; Poales; Poaceae. The record is from RefSeq and is a predicted model, not a curated record. Gene Ontology annotation, molecular function: RNA binding.
GACAAGCAAGCAAGGAAAAGACGCCACCUUUGGGCUUUUUCCCCUCCCCUGUUCCAUUCCGUCCGUCCUCGCCGUCGCCGUCGGCCGUCGCCAUGGGCUCCUCCCCGCCGCCGGCCACCGACGACGACCGCUACCAAGACCCGAUGUGGGAGAGGCGGACGCACGCGAGGAUCCUGGUCCGCGACGCCGACGCCGGCCGCAUCAUCGGCAGCGCGGGGUCCUCCAUCGCCGCCAUGGAGAAGGAGGCCGGCUCCGGCGCCCGCAUCACGCUCUCCGGCAGGGACCAGAUCCUCGCCGGCACCGACCGCCGCGUCGUCUUCCUCUCCGGCCCCUUCCGCGCCGUCAUGGACGCCGCCGACCUCCUCCUCCACAAGAUCCCCCCCCGCUACCAGGGCGAGCAGGCGGACAACACGGUGGUGCUGGUGGUGCCCUACGCCUGCUGCGGCGCGCUCAUCGGCAAAGGAGGGACGCUCAUCAAGUGGUUAGCUCAAGAGUCAAAUGCUGGCAUCACGGUCUCACACCACCGACUCUGCUACGGUUUCAAUGACAGACUGGUUAACAUCACCGGGCGCUUGGAACAUCAGCUGCAGGCCAUAUUCCUUAUACUCUCCGAGCUGCUUGACGAUGUCCACUACUUAUCCUCCUACCAAAGCGUUGGUUUUCCACGUUGUCAUGUUUCAAGCGUUGGGUGUGACGGUGAUGCUCAAGAUGAGCAUGUCGAGAGAUACCACAGCAGGCCCGACACUCCCGUGGGGUCACCUGACGUCGACGACGGCAGAGACGUACAAGGGACUCUGACCAUCGCUGUCGCGACUGAGUACGUGGGCGCCGUCAUUGGUCGUGGUGGGAGGGUCAUCAAGGAGAUCCAACAGGCUACGGGCGUGUUGAUCACGGUGUUCAAGGGGAAGCUCUUACCUGGGAUGAGGGAAAGGUGGGUGGGCACCAACGACAUACAGCAGGGAGGUGGUGAUCAGCGGGACGCGGGAGGCGGUGGAUGCCGCGGAGGCGAUGAUCGCGGAGCACAUCUCGUACGCCAUGGGUCGCCGCCGCGGGCGGAACCAGCAGGGUGGCGAGGGGAGGAGGCCUUGUGUGGAGUAGCCUCAGCAGGAGCAAUGCAGCAAAGCAGAGCAGAGCAGAGCAUAGAAAUGGUAGUGGUAGUGGUAGUGGUAGUAGAGCAGGAAGGAAGGAGAUGUUGCAAUUGUUUUUUGGUGGGUUUUGCGUUGCGUUGCUGGAGCAGCAAAAAUGACUACUAGUGUACUUGGGAGGGGUUUGAUGAAACCCAAGACAAGCAAAGAUGAGAGGAUUGUUGAACUGAAACAAUUAAUUUGUUGCGCGGUUGGAUGGCCCAAUCAGGAUUGCACUAGUGCUGAUGCAUGAGAAUUUUGGUUGGUGAGAUCA